AUGACCAGGACAAGAAGCAAAUCGAUUAUCCAGAAAAUUUCCAAAGACACCCCACACUAUGCCGAGAACCUUGAUUUCGGAGAGAAGAAGAGUGUUGGUAACCGUCCCAGAUCGUCCAGUCUAGACAUACAGAGGCCUCCAGUCAAAAUCAGCAGCAUUACUCCAACAUAUCCUUUUAGUGAUAAGGAAAAAGCGAGUUUGUGGUCCAACUACAUUAAUUCAUUCAACUAUGACUGUCUUCUUGACCCAGAACACAUUCUCGCUGUCAACGAGCUCGAGACCGAUGAGUUUUACAACUUCCAGGACAUUUGCAAGUACAAUCAACUUCAGGUUAUGGAAUACAUCACGGAGACUGAUGAGGUCAUGGAUUUGGUUGAAUCGCUUACAUUGAAAUAUGACCAAAUCGCCAGCGAGACAAUUGAUUUCGACACUGAGUCCAGUAAAUUGCUCAACUCACAAAUGACAUACACAACUAAGUUUCGACAAAUUGAGGAAUACCUCAAGCAUUUCGAAAAUCUUGAUGCCAUCACUAGGCAUCUUUCGAAGCCAGGGUACAAUUUGGUGAACCAGAGACGAGAAUUUUUCAGAACCGAGAUUUUGAGUCAAUUGGACCAGUCACUUCUGUUCUUCAAAGAGCAUCCGGACUUCAAGGAAGUAGAGCUGUACAACAGUCGUUUCAGACAGUGUAUGACUAGAGCAUUAACACUUGUCAAGAACUUCGUGGUUUCAGAAAUAAAGAAAUUAUCAGAAGCUGUCAAUAAAUCAUUAUCUUCGGAAAAUGGUUCAUCGAUUUCAAUUGAUUUAUUGGUUUACAACGAGUUCAACAGUUACUUGAAGGAAAAUGGAACACAAUUUAGUGAGUUGAUAAACGAGAUAACAUCGAGAAUUGCAGGUCAUCAAGAGUACCAAGGCUUAAUCAACGAUGUUUUAAAUGAAUAUUUCCAGGUGAGACUUCAUUUACUACAAAUUUACUUUUCAAAAAACACAUACCUCCAAAAUCUCCUAAAGACAAAUAUAAGCUCAAAAGAUUUGGUCCAAUCAUGUCAAGAUCAGAUUUCAUUCUUCAAGAAGGUGAGUGAGAAGGAGUACAUUUUGUUCAAGAAUUUCUUUGGAGUAGAAGGGCCAAUUGAUUCUGAAUUCUACCACUUUUCUAGAAACUUAUUGGAUCCUUUGUAUGAUAGUUUGAGACACAUUACUUUGAGGGAGACCAACAUCAGUAAUCUUUGUCAAUUGACUACAUUGUUACAGAAAUAUUACGAGUUUGAGGAGCAAGAAGAGACCCUCAUAGAUGUUGAUAAUCCUUUAGGCCAACGCCAGGAUGUCUCCAUCAACUUUGGAGAGUUAUUUGAGCCAAUUUUGCAUGACGUACAGUCGAGAUUAAUUUUUAGAAUCCAGAAUUAUGUGGAUGAAAAGUUAAUGAAGUAUAUUCCAAAGCCAGAAGACUUACAAUUAGGUAGAAGAAGAAGAUCCACCCCUGCAACGGAAGAUAAUUCAGUCCCCAUCAACCCCUUAGAUGUGGAUUACCCUGAAAAUCUAUUCCCUGAGGUAUAUCUUCCUCUUGGAAAGGCUCUCACUUUACUCUCGAACAUCUAUGAACUCAUCAAUUCUGUCGUCUUUGAUGAUCUUGCCCAUUAUAUUGUACAUGCAUGUAUCAUUUUGUUGAAGGGGGAAUUUUACAAAUUAUCAUUGACUCAUUUAGGAUUGGUUGAUACAAAGUUACAUUACUUGAAAAAUUUAAUUAUUCUAAAGGGGCAAAUCAAUAACUUUGACAUCCAGUAUAUCAGAACUGACUACACAAUUGAUUUUACCAGUGGUAUCAGUGAGGUAUGGACCAUUUUGAGAAAUGGAGAAUUCAAUCUCAAUGAUAAUGGUUUGAUUGAUUUAGUUAAGAAAUCUGCUCCAAAAAUUAUCAGUGACAUGAUCGAUGCAAACUACGAAAUAGAAUCCGAGUUGAAUAAUGCGGUCAAUGACUUCAUUAAAGAAUGUACCAAUUCGAUAAGUGAGCCAAUCACACUCAAUGAUAAGGACACGUUAACCGAGUCAGUGGAUAGAAGUAUUAAGUUUAAAGACAACUUGAUUAUUAAGAUUCCGAACAUAUACAAGCAGAUAAAAAUAUUCAUCAACGAUGAUAAUAUCAUCAAGUUUUUGAUGGGAACGUUAUCGGAGUUGGUAGUUUCUACAUAUGAGAACUUUUACAAGUAUGUGCUUGAUAACGCCGAUAAAAUUGAUCAAGACACAAGAGAGCAUCUAGAUGAGAUACAGGAAGUUGAAACCGUUUUUGGAUUUAUUAAUGAUUUAAUUUCUCAGUUGUAUGAGCAGGAUCAAGAAGUUGUCUUUAACGAAGACAUUUUACUUGACGGAGGAGAGCUACCACUAAAGUCUUCCUUACAGGAAUGA
Messenger RNA from Suhomyces tanzawaensis NRRL Y-17324, 2397 nucleotides. It is a transcript of the gene SEC34, whose product is annotated as Golgi transport complex subunit. The record is from RefSeq and is a predicted model, not a curated record. The coding region runs from base 1 to 2397 and encodes 798 amino acids. Gene Ontology annotation, biological process: cytoplasm to vacuole targeting by the Cvt pathway; intra-Golgi vesicle-mediated transport; Golgi organization. Lineage: Eukaryota; Fungi; Ascomycota; Pichiomycetes; Serinales; Debaryomycetaceae. The transcript has 2 exons. Gene Ontology annotation, cellular component: membrane; cis-Golgi network; COG complex.